UUAAAUGCUCCAGACUGAAUUGGGAAGCCAGAUACGAGUGAUUGUCAGUUAGCCUGGACACUGGAUGCUGGGACCCGUGUACAUCAUGCAUCAGCUUUUCAGUGCGGUGCUGGGACAAAGGGAUCUAUCUCGUGCGGGAGAUCUUUUCUCUCUGGAGGACACUGAAAUUGAAGACAGUCUAUCGCACGCUCUUGAGCAAAUCAAACUGAUUUCCUCUUCACCAGAUUAUCUGACCAAUAGCAAUGAUCAGGCGGUGGUGGAAAUCUGCAUUACCCGAAUUACGACUGCUAUUAGAGAGACCAAAUCAAUUGAGAAGCAUGGAAAGGCUUUAGUAGCAUUAUGGGAAUCGUGCUUAGAACAUAAUCUGAAACCUGUCAGCAAGGAUGAAGAUACUCCACAUGCCAAAAUCGCUUCCGAUAUAAUGAGUUGCAUCUUUCAGAAUUACAAUAAUCCAACUGUAAUGGCUCUUGGCGUUCCAGUAGCGGUGAAGUUCUUGCAGAUGGGGAACAAGGAGCUGUGUCACAACAUGUCGAGCUACCUGUCGCUGGCUGCCAUUGGCAAACCAGACCUCUUGGCAAGACACACGCAGACCAUUGUAAACAGCGUGCUUCAGGGCAAUUCCAUGUUGCUACGUGUUCUGCCUUCUGUGUACGAGACGCAGCCUGAACCCAUUAACCGCUACAUGACGGAACUGGUCAGCCUGAUGUCCCAACUGGAAGCGCCUGGGAGGCAACAUCUUCUCCGUCUUCUUCAACUGGUCACUAAGCACCACCCUGGGGCACUAGACAAAUCCAUCCUGUCUUUGAUUAGCCAACUGAGAGAGCCCAGCCAAACUGACUUCAUCCGAAAUGUAUUGGUGGAUCUGGUGACCUCCAAUCCAUGCAUUCUGGACAAUUCCUUUGAAAACCUGAAGGAAAUCGCUCAAGGCUGCCCCACUCUCCUGGGACAAAUUGCAAAGAUUUUUGGAGCUGUAGGAUGUAUUAAUGAGGAAAAGGCAAGGAGCUGCCUGUCUUAUCUGGUGACUCAGCUGGCAGAUGCGGAACAUUCGUUUCAUCACAUCCUACUUUUGGAAAUUAAAGGCAUCACUGACACAUUCGGAAGCAUUCUCGGCAACCAGAGCAAAGAUGUGUAUGACAACAGUAACAGCUAUGCGGCAAUCGCAAAGUUUCUGGAUAAGCAUCUUGCAAAAGACAUUGCAGCAACUACAAGGACAGAAAGUGCUGCUAAAACCGAAGCCUCUUCACACUCUUGUAGUUCUGAAUCUGUCGCCAAUCAAUCUUCAGGAGACAAUUGCUUCCAUUUCAAAAGGCGAGCAUCUGAAGGGAGGAUUAGCAACGAGAUCGCAUCCCCCCGACACCACCGAUACAGCCUGGAACCGACGUCAAAGGAGGAAUGGAAAGAAAUUAGAUUUAACAGAUCCAAAAGCCUGGCUCUACACUCUGUGUGCACAAGGUCAGAAAACUCAGAAAACGACGAAGGAGAAAUUGGAGACAUGACCGCGGCUAUCUCACUUUCGGAUGGAGCGCUCAGUCAACAGAAUGUAAAACAACCUUUGGGUCAAGAGCUCAGUGAUUGUAAACCUCAAGAGCAUCCUGUUUCUGGUUCCCACGUUACGCCAAAGCAGAUGCGAAGCUCCUGCGACAUCAGCGGUGCUAACUGUGAGAAGAGCCGGGAGGAGAGAAUGAAGUGUAACACAAAAGCACAAGAUCAACUCCAACUACAUUUGAAAGGAAGAUUGAAUGAAGUGAAGGCAUUUUUUGUUGAACUGGUGAAAAGAAUUCCGGUCCCUGACCAGUGUGUCAUUGAAGAUUCCAUUAGUAGAUGUGCUGCUACCUUGUUCUUCAGCUGCCCACAGAGAGGAUACUAUUGCCUGUACAGUAAAUCAAGCUUCACCCUCAGCAGUCCACAGCCUCAACUCUGGAUCCAGGUCAUGUUCCUCUUUCAGCAGAGCCUUUCAACAGUUCCGCUCAGUAGCCAGGACACAUCAGUGCAGGUCCUUAAAGCCCUGUGGGAGAGAGCACAGCUGAAGGGAGCUCACAGCUUCGAAGCGGCAAUGAUCCAGACAACAAUCCCCUACAAGAAGGAUCUGGACAGUCUACGCAUACACCUUGAGGAAGUUCGGUUCUUUGACCUGUUUGGCUACAGCGAGGAAACGGGAGUCUGGCAGUGUUUCAUGUGCAACAAUCCGGAAAAGGCAACGGUUGUGAAUCAGGAUGGUCAGCCGCUCAUUGAAGGCAAGCUCAAAGAAAAGCAGGUCAAAUGGAAGUUUAUAAAACUAUGGAGGACCCGUUAUUUCACUCUGGCUGGAAAUCAACUUUUCUUUCGGAAAGGGAAAUCAAAAGAUGAUCCAGAUGACUGUCCAAUUGAGCUGAGCAAGGUACAGAGUGUGAAAGUCAUUGCGAAAAAACGGAGAGACCGUAGUCUGCCUCGAGCCUUCGAAAUCUUCACGGACAACAAGACCUAUGUCUUCAAGGCGAAGGAUGAGAAGAAUGCCGAGGAGUGGUUGCAGUGCAUUAAUGUCGCUGUGGCCCAAGCAAAGGAGAGGGAGAGCAGAGAGGCAACUACAUACCUCUGAAGAAACUACUCCACUAACAUUCAGGCACUCUAGCUGCCAAUAAUGCGAUCAGAACAUUCCUCUCUCUGAAGCUUUUGCUGCUUUAUCUCACCGCAGGUCACUAUGGUGUCUGAGGAGCAAAGCUGAUUCGAGACGGUGGGUCUGUGUGAGGCUGGAAUAUUAAUAUUGCUCUUCAGGUAAUGAGUGUAUUUAUAACUUUAACAUUUUCAUUAAAAUAAAAUCAGAUGGGAUAAUGCAUUGAAUAGAAAGCGUUGGCUUCCCACUUCCCUUCCCUAGUUUAUUUACCAAAGAAAACAAAUUUUUCCAGGGUCAAGUAUUUACCCAGUGUCAGGUUACAAUGAUCUUUGUUCUGAUUCUGCUCCCCACUGAUAUUAAUUAUCAUAGGUUCAUGAAGUCUUUUUUUGUUCUCACACAUAGCGUUCCUCUUGCAGUGGUUGUUUAAUGCAUGCAGUGACUGGCAGGGAUUGAAGCACAGAUGUGGAUGUGGUUGUGAAAUGGUAUUGGCUCCUGUGAGAGAUUGUAAACCCACAGGGGAUUCCACACACAUCUGUAAUCCAUCCUCUAAUAAUCAGGUAUUUGGGAUAAUGGGUCCUGUAAAGUUUCCCUUGCAUUUAUUAACCUUGAUUUAGCUUCCCUUUAUAAUGAGUUCUCUGGACAGCAAAGACACCUUCGGUCAUGAAACUGCAGUUGGGUCACGACAAGAUUAGGUACAAUAGCAGUGGGUGGCUGGUGUUACAGGUGAAAGAAAAAUAACCCAAUUAUCCAAACGCAUCCACGGACAGACAACUGGGAUAACAUUGAGAGAUAUGUUCCUACAUGAUGCACGUUUUCACAUGUUUCCUAUUCUGAGAUACCGUCAUUUUGAAUUCCACUGUAGAAACGUCUGCUUAGUGUGAGGUCUUUUGCAACUUGCCAAUCCUGUGUUCGUACCAAAUACUGUAUGAAUCUUACAAAUUAACAUGUAUAUACUUGUAAAUAUGCAGAAUUUAAAAUUAAUGAGUCAAAUAAUUAAACACAAUAGGAAAAACAAUGGAAGGCUUUACCUGUGAUCUGUUUUGCUUAGCAAAACGGUACUUUUUUUUCUUCGGACACAGGAACAAAACAAAUCCAUCUGACAAUUUUCCCUUUCUCUCUCCAUGCUAGGCCUGAGAUUAAGCUGUCCUACGAGGCUGAAAUAUCAACAAUUUUUAAUAAUAAUAGUAAUAAUAAGCCUUUCA
Molecule: messenger RNA, 3792 nt
Organism: Callorhinchus milii (elephant shark)
Lineage: Eukaryota; Metazoa; Chordata; Chondrichthyes; Chimaeriformes; Callorhinchidae
Gene: veph1
Product: ventricular zone expressed PH domain-containing 1
Exons: 13
Coding region: 65-2575 (836 amino acids)
Biological process (GO): regulation of signal transduction
Cellular component (GO): plasma membrane
Molecular function (GO): phosphatidylinositol-5-phosphate binding
Source: RefSeq, a predicted model, not a curated record